UCGAGACAAUAUGUCUGGAAGCAACAUUUUUCGCACAAAUCAUUCAACGUUCGCUCUUCCUGUGCCGAAAUCUAACUGCAGGCGUAAGAUGGUAAUAUUGUUCUAAUCAUUCGGCACCACAAGUGUGAUCAACGGGAGCCUGAACGUGGAGUAAAGUGAUUUUUUUCUAGGCAACUAAACGCCCUUUCCACAAACAGCUGAUUACAUGAAGUAAGGAGGAAAAAGUUUGGAGAACAAGAUGUUAUCUCUUGUGGGGCAUUAUUAAUAGUUCUGUCUGUUGCAAUCUGGACAAAACGAGGGAAGAAACAAUGAGCGUAGCGACAAUGGAUUUCAAAUGUCCUCUCUGUGAUAUGCCAAUGCCGUCGCAGGAGAAACUGAAACAGCACAUAAAGAAUACCCACAGUGCGUUCUUCUGCGACACCUAUCUGUUCCCACCGGAGAUGCUCUUCCCCGGAGCACCCUCCAGCAUCGCCACAAACAACCUGGAAGGCGUAAUAACUAGCGAACCGCUUUCCACGCCGGAAGUAACGAUCGAACAGGUAGAGGAACCAUGCUGCGUGUGCUGCGAGUUGGAGGGAGCCGAAGGGGACGGGGCGGCGGAUUGCGGAAUGUGCGAUUGCAACUGCGAGGACGAUGCGGGUGGGGAGUGUGAUGACUGCAUUAUGAUGUAAGUGUUACUUAGCUCGUUAAGUAUGGGCUUCCCGGUAGUAGAACUGUAAGCGCUGCCUAUGGAAACCCAGACACGAAGAACGUGAAAUUGAUGUUAAACAUAGUUAGUUUUUAAAAGUGCCUAUAUUUCUGCGAGGAUAAACCAUCACACGUCACAUCAAGCACAGAAAGCCAUACCAGUUAUAAACACACACAAACACAACCUUUUCCGUCACAUCAGAAGCUGAGAAGAUAUAUUUUGUGUAAUAGAACUGCACGAAUCGAACAGCAAUCAGAUUCUUCCAUUCGAGCGAACGGUAAAUUUAUCAGAAAUGCGAAACAUCACCGAUAAUUUUAUAGCCUUGACAAUAGACCGAUCUUGAACAAACACAGAAAAUUGUCCCACCCGAAAAAUAGAAUCAUUUUACAGAAUAGCUCAUCAUCGAUUUUUUUUCCAGACAAUGGUGCUCGAUUUGUAUUUUUCCUAAGAAAUUCACCAAUGUAGACAUGUUAGGAGCAAUUGAUGUUUUAAAUUACCUUUUAAAGUGAUACCAAAUCUAAAAGAUGUAAGCGAUAGACUGCGCGCAAAAAUGGCCCAACGUUCCAAACGUUUAUCGCUCUUGCCAAGCGAAGUUUUAGAGUUUAAACGAAAUGUUACCGUUUUGUUUCCUAACGUAUGAAAAUGUCAAACUAGAACGAUGUCACCCACAUAAUCCCCCAACCGAAUAUUCACGUAGAUGUUUAGAGAUAAAAGUAUAGAAUAUAUAAUGGAAUUGCACUAUUUUAGCGGCGUAGAGUGAAUGUUAGUUCGAAAACUAUAUUCUAAAGUAGUAGAUAGCACAGAUGUUAACUAUGCUAGGAGAGCGGUUAGGCGGUGGGUAUAUUUUAGGGUCCAGUUAUAUGUGUGGCACGCUUGGAAUCUUGUUCAUUGACUAUUAUCGGGAAUUGUACCGUGGCUACAUAUGUAGUAGAAAAAAAUAUUAAUUCUACAUUAUUGAGAAAAAAUCGCGCUGCGCUAUUAUAUUCAUUGGCGAUAAAAAUUUAAUUUAAAGUAUUCUAUCAGAAGUAUGAUUUGAGCAGCUUGUGAAUGUAAUAGUGGUGGGAAAGAAUAUUUGAAUAGUUUGUUUGAGAAACCUCAUAAUCACCACUUUUAUCAAAAUUGACUUUUUUGCAUUGUUUGAGUCCUUACCUAUAUCUACUAUAUCUACUAUCAAAAUUUCAGAUUAAAUUAGUUCUGCAAACCCCUAUUGGCAAAGAAUCGUUUUUUGAGAAACCUCAUAAGUUAAUGUUUCCGAUUAUCAGCACGGGCGGCGCUGAGAUAGGUAUAUAAUCUUAUUCAUUUUUUACAUCUGAUGUUAUAAGAAGUUUGCGCAACUCAACUCAAUCGAAAUGUCUUCCGACUCAAAUUGCGACCCAUACACGACUCCGGAACGUACGCGUGGAGUUCGGAAGACACCAGAAUACAAAACGGAAGUUAUAAAAAGGGCAAGAGUUCAUGGGUACAAUAUUUCCACAGUACUCAAAAAAGUCAGUUUGUGCUGAGCUGCUUUUAAAAUCUUUCACGGUAUUACACCUAAUAGAGUUCGAAGAUUGUGCUUGCUUUUGACAAAAGGCAAGGUUCCAAACGAUUUGAGAGACGAAUCAUCUUCCGGAAACUCCAAGCCGGGAACUGUAAUCGACCUUGUCAGACAACACAUUUCCUCGUUUCCCCUCAGAGUAUCUUACUACAUCCGUCCGUCGAGAAACAUUAUUUGAGUGAGAAGCUUGAUCUUACCAUAAUGUUUAAAUGUUCCGAGAGAAACAUCCAAACAUAAAAUUGAGCACUUGUUUUACAGAAAAAUGCAAGCAACAUUUUGAUUUGUCGUUCGGUCGCCCUCAAGUGGAUACAUACUGUGCGUGUGAAGCACUUUAAUACAGAAUGAAACAGCCAAACAGGCAGCUAUUAAUAAAAAAGUUUUACAUCUACGCUGAGCCAAGGUAUUUUCAUCCCUUAUGAUGAAAUUUUGCGAACAAUCCGAUGACAGCGCUGUAGUUAUUACCAUGCGUUACAUGCAAAACUUGCAUGCGGCUAAUAUUCCCAUCCAGGAUGUGUUUUAUUUGAGACAGCUCACUGUGAUUGUUUUCGGUAUACACAAUUUGAAGGAUGGGAGUGCUAAAUUUUUCGUGUACCACGAAGGGGACGGCUCCAAGGUUCCAAACGAAGUGUGCUCGUUUUUCAUGCAGUACAUCACAGAGAAUCUGGAGAACGCUAAGCACCUCUACAUGUUUUCCGAUUCAUAUGCUGCUCAAAACAAAAAUAACACGAUGGUGAGGUUGUGUUCAGCUUUGGUCAACCUGGGGAAAUUUGGAUUCGUUGAUCAAUAUUGGCCGAUUAGAGGAUAUUCUUUCCUGCCAUGCGACAGAGACUUUUCAGUCCUGAAGAAGAAGAUUAAUAUGGUAGAUCGUGUUUACACAGUAGGCAGAUCUUAUUAGAUUUGAGGUGCAAAUCGUUGACGAGGAUAUUGUAGACUUCAAAUCCUGGUGGACAUUGCAUUACUUUGGGGAUUGCCCGCAAUCCCCAAAGGACCAAAAAGUGCACUUCAAGGUUUCGCAAUUCAACCAGUUUUCCCGCCCGAAAGACUUCAUGGAUCUAUUGGAGACAAAAAAUCACAUACGUGACAGCUGUACUUUUCGGCUUCUGCAAACCAAAUCAGAAAAAUCGAAUCUUCCUACUAAUCCUGCAUAUCCAGAUGAAAAAGUUCCGAUCAAAAUAAAUAAAACGAGGACACCAGAAAGUUGAUAUUACGGAUGAAGAUAAAAUCAUAUAUUUUAUUACGAAAUUUUGACGGAUUGGGUUACAUGUAACAUGGAAGCCCAGAAUGAACAUGGCCAAUAGUCCAAUAAAAUAUUAAAAGUACAUGGAAUUCAAUUGAAUCACUUCAAAACCGCUAAAGAUACCGCCGAUUUCUCGUUUGUUUGAGAAACCACAUAAAUUCACCAACUUCAAAGCGUCAUGUUUUGACCUAAAAUCGUUAUAUUGAUGAAGAAGUGGUUCCAUAUCAUACGAUUUGUGUGUAAUAACCGAAUCUGGUAUCAACAAAUAGGAUGACCAGGUCAAAAUUUUGAGAAAAACAUUUUUUUUCGUUUUCCCGCAAGUGCGUCAAAUGGACGAUAUGUGGUUUCUCAAACAUCUUUAAUUCGAUUAUUCGAUUCAACAACGAAAAAGUCCCUAUUUGAACUCGAUAAGGCUUUACUAUCAUAUGGAAGAAAUUUUAUAAACUCAUCAUUUUUGGAAGACACAUAGAAUAAAUUUAACCUACAUAUUAAAAAAAACGGGAAGUGGGUUAUAUCUGUUGUAUAACCGCAAGGGUGACGUAGGACUAUCGUUGAUUUAGUGAUCAUUUGUUUUUAGUUGCAUAUGAAUCAAUUCUGAAUGAUCAUUCAUGAAUAUUAUAUAUGUCCCCCAUAUAUAAUAUUCAUGAAUGAUCAUUCAGAAUUGAUUCAUAUGCAACUAAAAACAAAUGUUGUCUUGAUCAAAACUGAGACAUUAAACUUAUUGAACAUAGACGUAUUAUCUCUUACUAAAAUUACAUCUCCAACGCUCCAAAUUCCUAAAUUCCAAAAUAACUUUUUUUUAGAAAGUUCUGGUGGCCCCGAAAAGAACCGUCGCUUUCUAGGAGCAGCUGAAGAUAGUUGAUCCAUGAAAGAAUUAAUAGAUUCAAAAAAGUUGUACAUCCAAAAACACAUUUUUGAGAUGAUACUCAUUUAUUAGAGAAUAUUUUUAUCUAUCUUCAGCCAAACUUUUCAUCGGUUUGAGAUUUGAGGUUUGAGGGUUUGAGAAAAGUUAUAGUCCAAACCAAAAUACCUAGAAGUGUGGACAUUUUCUUCAGACAAUGGUUCAAUAGUUUUAAAUUGCAACAAAUGAUAUACUCCAAAGCACAGAAUAAUCGGGCAAACGUAUGCCGGGUCUUACUAAAGAAUCGUCUCCCAUGUUUAAAACUAAUCGGGCAAUCGACGAAACACAGGUUUGUUUGCGAGAGGUCGCCGCUUCCGACGGCGGGUCGGCGGCCGACACGGAUUGCAUCAUCUUCCGUCGUCUAUCGUCACUCACAGACUCGUGAGUGAUUAACAGGCCGGUGUUUAAUUUGCGUGGUACGAUUUUUAAUAGAUCCAGUCAAUUCAUCUGUUUCGCUUAGACAUUGUCGGAAGAACAUUUGUGACGGUAGCGAAGCAGAGAGAGUUGUACUGAGAAGAAAUGCGUCUGAAACCAAAUACAUGCUGGCUUCCGGAUCCGAGCACGACAGGACCCGAUUAGGUAGUAGGCGAUGAGUUCGAGGUAGUCAUCCAAUUUGUCUAGUGAACCUGAAUUGAACCAGAAAAUCGUGAAUUAUAUUCUUAAGCAUCCAUAUUCGACCUUUAUUCGAGACAUGAACAAGAAAUUUGGUACGUUUAAUACGCUAGAUCAUUCCGAUGACACUUUACUAUCUAUCAACACUAUAAACAAUAGUGAAACGAGGCAUCAUUUUACUAGAAUUUGUGAAGCCCAUGGUUUGAGAACUGCAGCCAUGGACCGACUGCGCUGGUGUAACACGGCGAAGAAGAUCUAUUCUUUUUGUGGGAUGUAGGAUCAUUGUGAAUAAAAAAAAAUGGAAAGUCUGUCCUCAGUUCAUUAAACUGUGUGAGUAAUUCCCCAAAGAAAAAAGAAGAUAGUAUAAUACAAAUACAAUAUAAUCCGCUGAGAAAAAAUGUGACACACGAAAGCCUAAUGGAACACUAUACGUAUUGCCAUUCACAAGUAGCCGUCAGUACGAUUUUAGGUGCAUUAGGUUGAGGUUUAGGUGCAAAACCGGGUUUUUUCAAGCACAAAUAAUCAAAACUCCACAUAUUGAAUCGUAAGGUAUUAUUCAAAUAAUAACUAGUGCUCACAAAACUGUGUUCCAAUUAUGACGUAGCGCUACGUCUUCCAGUGUCAUAUUGAAAAACAAGUCACGUUCUUUUGGAAUAAUGUUAAAGUUAAUAACUUGAUGAUUUGCCAAUCGAAAUUAUCUACAAAAGUGUUGAAGCAAAGCAUUUACAAUAUCUAUUAACCAGUCUUGCUCCUGUCAUGACGUCUGGUGGAGAACGCUUGUUCAUUUCUACUUCAUACACACACAUUGUUGUUGUUUUUUAUGCUUUCUCAAAUGCAGAUUGGAAUGGUUUAUAUUAAUUGAUCGAACCGUAAAGAAAUUGUGGUUAUGGAUCAAAUAUAUAACCCUUGACCGUGUGUAAAGGGUGUGUCACAUCAAAUUGCAUCACGGAAAAAACGCUGUAGAAAUUUAAUUUUUAGGAAUUAUAUCUUCAGCUUUCGCUUAUAAUCAGAUAAGAGUGUAUAGAUCACGUUGGCCAUGCUUCACUGUCAAUUUUUCGUAAAUUUGGAAAAAUGUCGUCGAACGAAAAAGAGCGUCGUGAAUUAAUCCUGUGCACUCAUUUCGAGAAUCCGGAGUUGUCACAUCGGGACAUCGGUAAGAUGCUGGGAAUCGUCCAAUCCACGGUCAGCAGAGUACUAAAACGAUACUUCGAGAACCUAACCAUCGACCGGAAGGUGAAGAACGGCAAAAGUGGAUGCUCCGUCAGUGAAAAAGAUCACAAGCGCGUAGUUAAGCAGUUUAGACGUGAUCCGAGAAGUUCGGUCCGGGAUGUCGCCAAUAAGCUGAAUUUGUCAAGUUCAUUCGUCCAGCGGACCAAGCAGCGG
This is a messenger RNA of Toxorhynchites rutilus septentrionalis, 6358 nucleotides long. RefSeq lists its product as uncharacterized. NCBI's taxonomy places the organism in Eukaryota, Metazoa, Arthropoda, Insecta, Diptera, Culicidae. The coding region runs from base 309 to 671 and encodes 120 amino acids. The record is from RefSeq and is a predicted model, not a curated record. The transcript has 3 exons.